Chaetura pelagica (chimney swift) is the source of this 1878-nucleotide messenger RNA. RefSeq names its product heparan sulfate (glucosamine) 3-O-sulfotransferase 5 (gene HS3ST5). NCBI's taxonomy places the organism in Eukaryota, Metazoa, Chordata, Aves, Apodiformes, Apodidae. The coding region runs from base 34 to 1071 and encodes 345 amino acids. The record is from RefSeq and is a predicted model, not a curated record. Gene Ontology annotation, molecular function: [heparan sulfate]-glucosamine 3-sulfotransferase activity. The transcript has 2 exons.
GACCAAAGAAGUCCUGAAGAUUGAUGGAGGGCCAUGCUAUUCAAACAGCAGGCGUUGCUGAGACAGAAGCUCUUUGUACUAGGCAGCCUUGCUAUUGGAAGUCUCCUAUAUCUAGUUGCCAGAGUUGGGAGCUUGGAUAGACUGCAGCCCCUUUGCCCCAUGGACGGCCGAUUCGGACCCCGCAGCCAGGACGAAAUCCCACUGCGAGCUCUGCAGUUCAAGCGAGGGCUGCUCCACGAGUUCCGAAAGGGCAAUGCCACCAAGGAACAAAUACGACUGCACAAUCUGGUUCAGCAGCUUCCCAAGGCCAUUAUCAUCGGGGUGCGGAAAGGAGGCACCCGAGCACUGCUGGAAAUGCUGAACCUUCACCCCGCAGUCGUUAAAGCUUCUCAAGAGAUUCAUUUCUUCGACAAUGACGAGAACUAUGCCAAGGGGAUUGAGUGGUACCGGAAAAAAAUGCCUUUUUCUUACCCUCAUCAAAUAACAAUUGAAAAAAGCCCUGCAUAUUUUAUCACCGAGGAAGUACCUGAAAGGAUUUACAAAAUGAACUCAUCUAUCAAAUUAUUGAUCAUUGUCAGGGAACCUACCACAAGAGCUAUUUCAGAUUACACUCAGGUGCUGGAAGGUAAGGAAAGAAAGAACAAAACUUACUACAAAUUUGAGAAGCUGGCUAUUGAUCCUAAUACCUGUGAAGUGAACACAAAGUAUAAAGCAGUGAGAACCAGCAUCUACACCAAACAUCUGGAGAGAUGGUUAAAAUACUUCCCAAUCGAGCAGUUUCAUAUUGUGGACGGAGACCGGCUCAUCACAGAACCACUGCCAGAACUCCAGCUGGUCGAGAAGUUCCUUAAUCUUCCUCCGAGGAUAAGUCAGUACAACUUAUACUUCAAUGUCACCAGAGGGUUUUACUGCUUGCGGUUUAACAUUGUCUUUAACAAGUGCCUGGCGGGUAGCAAGGGACGCAUCCAUCCAGAGGUGGAUACCUCUGUCAUUACCAAAUUGCGCAAGUUCUUUCACCCUUUUAAUCAAAAAUUUUACCAGAUCACUGGGAGGACAUUUAACUGGCCCUAAACUAAGCUUCAUACAACACUUUCUGUUGCACCCGAGACAUGCAAUAAGUGUCUCUCCUAAAAUAUGCACUUUUCAUAGACACGCCUAUCAAAGUGACUUUUUCAUGCAUACGUGUACAUAUGCAGUGUGUGACCAAAUAUACGAUGGGAUCAAUUUUUUCUACAGAGUGGUAACUAACAUAAAUCUCCUGUCAGCAUACGUGCAUCUUUUCGGAUAUAAUAACAAAGGGAAAGAAGGUAUUUAGGGACAUAAAGUCAGACACAGUUAAAAGGGUCAGUUUUCCUCUCGCUUAGUGAAGUGUUUAUGUAACAUACUUGUUGAUCUAAGCAGAACAUUAGCUUAUGCCAUAAAAAUUCAUGUCUAAAGUCUGUGACGCUGUGAGAAAGCAUAACCUUCAGGCUAUAUUUGGUAUGUAUAUUGCUAAAGGAAUACUGACACUUUAAACACAGUGCUGAAUUUUUACAAUGAGAUUGGAUAGUACUAUUUUCUUAUUAUUUGAAAUUAAUAUCUCAUACAAAUUACAUUGUUUCAGAGUUCCUGUGAGUUUGCACUAUUGUUUUAUUGUAUGGGCCAUAGUGUCUCUUCUAGCAUGUCAAUCGUGUCAAAAAAAAGUCAAAUAAUUUUUUCUUCUAUGCUGUGUGUCAACAAAUCUAAACAUCAUGUAUAUAGUGUACAAUGUUUGUAAAUACUGGUUUCACACUAAGUAAUUCUAUUUUGUAAACUGAAUAUGGCUAUUUAAUUUAUUGUGAAAAUUAAAUUUAUUGUGGUAUUUAAAAAUGGAAUGGAUUAAAAUUACCAUAUGUGCAA